AUGCCGAAGGGGAGGCAGAAAGUGCAACCAUGGAGUGCUGCCCUGGAGCCCUCCCUGGGCCUGCCUGCCUGCCUCUGGCUGGUAGUAACUGGCUUCCUCUUGUUGGUUCCCUUGGUCAUGACCCUAGAACUAACAGAGACAGUUGGGCCCGAGGCCCAGGGUCCUAGGGGGCUGAGCUGGGCUGUACUCCUGGACAGGAUGGAGGGUGAGGGCAAGGAAGAGAGUGAGGAGCAACAGGCAGAUGCCCUGGCCCAGGCUGCAGGGCUGCUGAAUGCCGGACGAAUUGGGGAACUUCAGGGGCACUAUCUCUUCAUCCAGCCCCCUGGCCACUUUGGGGUCCAUCAGGAGGAGGCUGCCCGACAGCAGGCCGAGGCAGUGUUUUCUAGGCAUGAAGCUGUGCGUUGGCAUUCAGAGCAGCGGUUAUUGAAGCGUGCCAAACGCAGUGUGCUCUUCAAUGACCCCAAGUAUCCACAGCAAUGGCAUCUGAAUAACCGUCGAAUCAGAGGCAGAGACAUCAAUGUAACAGGUGUCUGGGAGCGUAAUGUGACUGGACGAGGGGUGACUGUGGUGGUGGUGGACGAUGGGGUAGAGCACACCAUUCAGGACAUUGAACCUAACUAUAGCCCUGAGGGCAGCUAUGACCUCAACUCUAAUGAUCCUGACCCCAUGCCACACCCAGAUGUGGAGAAUGGCAACCAUCAUGGCACCCGCUGUGCUGGCGAGAUUGCUGCUGUACCCAACAACAGCUUCUGUGCAGUUGGUGUGGCAUAUGGGAGCAAAAUUGCAGGUAUCCGGGUACUGGAUGGGCCCUUGACGGAUAGCCUGGAGGCUGUGGCAUUCAAUAAGCACUAUCAGAUCAAUGACAUCUACAGCUGCAGCUGGGGACCAGAUGAUGAUGGAAAGACAGUAGAUGGACCCCACCAACUUGGAAAGGCUGCCUUGCAACAUGGAGUGAUUGCUGGUCGCCGAGGCUUCGGGAGUAUCUUUGUGGUAGCCAGUGGCAACGGGGGCCAGCACAAUGACAACUGCAACUAUGAUGGAUACGCCAACUCCAUUUAUACAGUGACCAUUGGUGCUGUAGAUGAAGAGGGUCAUAUGCCAUUCUAUGCAGAAGAAUGUGCCUCCAUGCUGGCUGUCACCUUCAGUGGUGGAGACAAAUUACUGCGAAGUAUUGUGACCACUGACUGGGACCUGCAGAAGGGCACAGGCUGCACAGAGGGCCACACUGGGACCUCAGCAGCAGCACCCCUGGCAGCUGGCAUGAUAGCCUUAAUGCUGCAGGUGAGGCCCUGCCUCACUUGGCGUGAUGUCCAGCAUAUCAUUGUGUUCACAGCGACCCAGUAUGAAGAUCGAUGUGCAGAUUGGGACACCAAUGAGGCCGGCUUCAGCCACAGUCACCAGCAUGGCUUUGGCUUACUCAAUGCUUGGAGGCUUGUCAAUGCUGCCAAGAUCUGGACAUCUGUCCCUUAUUUAGCAUCAUACACAAGUCCCAUGUUAAAAGAGAACAAGAGAAUCCCAGUGUCCCCCCACUCCUUGGAAGUCAUAUGGAAUGUCAGCAAGAGUGACCUGGAAAUGUCAGGGCUGAGAACCCUGGAGCAUGUGGCAGUAACUGUCUCCAUCACCCACCCCCGUCGAGGCAGCCUAGAGCAGAAGCUCUUCUGUCCCAGUGGCAUAAUGUCCCUCAUUGGUGCCCCACGAAUCAUGGACACAGAUCCCAAUGGCUUCAAUGAUUGGACCUUCUCCACUGUUCGAUGCUGGGGGGAGCGUGCUGAGGGCACAUACAGACUUGUCAUCAGUGAUGUGGGAGAUGAUUUACUCCAGGCUGGGGUCCUUCAACAGUGGCAAUUGACCCUGUAUGGCUCCGUGUGGAGUCUGACUGACAUCAAAGACAGGCAAAGGCAACUGGAGGAUGCCAUGAGCGGGAAGUAUCUACAUGAUGGUUUCUCUCUGCCCUGCCCUCCUGGAUUAGAAAUCCCUGAAGAAGAGGGCUAUACAAUGACGCCCAACACCCUUAAGACCCUCAUGCUGCUGGGUUGCUUUGCUGUCUUCUGGACUAUUUACUACCUUCUGGAAGUGUAUUUGAGCCAGAGUGAUGUGACCUUUGACGUGGCCUGUGGAAGAGGCCAUUGCUGGUGGCUCCAAAGGAGCCGAAAAGCCAUGGAAGAAGGAACAGAACUGGAAUCGGUGCCUCUCUACAAUGGCAAGGAUGUAGGUGAAGCUGAUACAGAGUCUGAGGAUCACCCUCCCACCUCUGGCCUCCAAGCUCCCGAUCUGUUAGGUCAGGGCAACUGGGGCUUGAUUGAGGACAUUGAGAAACCCUCAGAAUCCUCCCAUCGGAACCCACAACCUGACCUACUUCACAGAGAGCAGGAACAACAGGCAUGCUGAUCCUGCGGUGUGGCAGACUCAGGACAGAAUUUGCACAGUCCAGAAGCCCCACUUUCUGCUGGGGAGAUGUGAGAAGCAGAAGCACAGAGGAGCUGCCUUCACCCUCUGUAGAGGUUCCCAGGCUUGAACUAGGAGGCCUAGAGUCAAGUCAUACCUACUCUUUGCUCCUAGAGUACUGUGGGCAAGAGAUGCUGUCUAUCUUCUUCCCCUACUCCAUGCAGCUCAGGUAGGGCUAGGGGCCUUAAUCUGAGACUGAGGGCCUCGCCUGCAUGGACAAGAGGUCCUCUCCAAGUAUCAAGCCCAGAAGAGUGGUGUCACAAGCCCAGGUGGGAACAUAGGACGUACUUCGAAUCCCACCUUGGAAUCUCCCUCGGAAGAAUAAAGUCUUGGAAGAUAAAUGUAUAGCCAGAAAAUACAGGAGCCUUGCCACAGGCCAAGCAGGUUCUUUUAAGUCAGAUGGAUAUAUGGGAAGGGGGAGAGUCAUUAUUUGUGCCUAGGUGGGUGCAAAAGGUCACCACUAAAGGAGAAUGUCAAAAGAAACAAGUCGAGGGCACCAGAAAAACUGUUCUGAGGGAAAUAUGUGGGAUGAAGGAGGUGCAGAAAUGCAUGCUGGGAAUGGGUAGGCCCUUCCCUAAUGUGAUGUCCCUCCCUCACACUUUCUUUUUUUUAUAAAGAGCCAGAAGCAGGGGAAGACUCGUGCCCCAACCCCAGUUGCUAUUCAAACUGCCACUCUUCCCAUCUCCCCUUCUAAAAUUUGUACUUUAGGCAUCAAUAGGGAAGGCUUAACCUGAGCCUAGGUCAUUGGAGCCAGGGAACUAGCUUCUUCCUUGAAUGAGCUGCCUUCUUUACCCUCCCCUAGGAUCCCAAAGAGAAACUAUUCAGACUUGCCACUUGGUCUACCCUAACCUACUAGAGAAAUAAAGUACUGAGCUCUAGGCAUAGAUGGGGAUGAAAGAGAGCUAUUGCAGGGGCUCUAUAACUGAGCCAGGCAAGCCACGGGCAAAGGAAGCAAGUAGGCAUUAGUGGAAUAUGUUGUGGGAGAACAGCUUAGGGCAUGAAUAUAGUGUGUGUCUCUCCAGCUCUGCAUUCUGCUGUAGUCCUCUGGGAAGUGCCCAGGAAAGCAGGGGCAAGAUUCAUAGGGGAUGAUGGUAGCUCUCUUGGGUGUUUUGUUCCUCCCCAGCCUUAGCUGCCUCCCAUUCAAAGCUGGUUUGUUGGUUUGAAGUAUUUUUUUAAGGGUUUAAAUUUAUUUUUCUCUUUUCACAGCAACGUUUCAUUGA
Gracilinanus agilis (Agile Gracile Mouse Opossum) is the source of this 3665-nucleotide messenger RNA. RefSeq names its product proprotein convertase subtilisin/kexin type 7 (gene PCSK7). Gene Ontology annotation, biological process: protein processing. Lineage: Eukaryota; Metazoa; Chordata; Mammalia; Didelphimorphia; Didelphidae. The record is from RefSeq and is a predicted model, not a curated record. The transcript is spliced from 15 exons. Gene Ontology annotation, cellular component: Golgi membrane; trans-Golgi network. The coding region runs from base 1 to 2388 and encodes 795 amino acids. Gene Ontology annotation, molecular function: serine-type endopeptidase activity.